UCGCAAAACAAUCGUUUCCCGAAAUCGUUUUGUGAACAGUUUAAAAUCAGUUAAAUCCGCUAAAUUCCAUUCUUAAUUGCAUCGGUUUGAUUGUACAAACCGGAAAUGGCAUCAAACCAGCCCUCGGUCAAGCGCUACCGCCGCGAAGAGAAAAAUUCGGACGGAAGUGACCGGGAGGAUGACGACAAGUACGUUCCCUAUGUGCCCGUGAUGGAGCGCAAGAAGCAACAACUGCUCAAGUUGGGACGAAUCGUCCAACUGACGGCCGAAGCGUCCAAUGUCGGAAAGUCAUCCAGCGAGAAUGAGCACGAUGAGGAAGGCGCCGAGGAAGCCUGGGGACGGAAGUUCAACAUCAGUUUGCUGGACCAGCACACGGAGCUGAAGAAAAUUGCCGAGGCCAAGAAGAUCAGCGCCGUCGAGAAGCAGCUCAAAGAGGAAGAGAAAAUCCUCGAAAGUGUAGCGGAGAAAAAAGCCCUUAUGGGUGUGGCUGAAUUGGCUAAGGGUAUCCAGUACGAGGAGCCGAUAAAAACAAGCUGGAAGGCUCCACGCUACAUCCUUGCCCGAACUGAUGCAUCGCACGAGAGGCUUCGCGAAAAGAUGAGGGUAUUGGUCGAUGGUGAAAAUGUGCCGCCACCGAUUUGUUCAUUCAAGGAAAUGAAAUUCCCCAAACCGAUAUUGGCCGCACUGGAGAAGCGAAACAUCCGGAAGCCGUCACCGAUUCAAGUGCAAGGGAUUCCGGCGGUCCUAGCGGGGCGCGAUUUGAUUGGGAUAGCAUUCACUGGUUCGGGUAAAACGUUGGUGUUUGUGCUGCCAUUAGUAAUGUUUUCUCUGGAACAGGAACUUCGACUGCCAUUCAUCAGUAGAGAGGGUCCCUAUGGGUUGGUUAUAUGUCCAUCACGGGAAUUGGCCAAACAGACGUUCGACAUCGUACAGUACUACUGUCAGCAUUUGCAAAUGGCAGGAUUGCCAGAAAUACGUUCAGCGUUGGCGAUUGGGGGUGUUCCAGUGAAUGAUGCUUUGACGAUUAUUCAGCAGGGCUGUCAUAUAAUUAUUGCAACGCCCGGGCGGCUGAUGGAUAUGCUGGACAAGAAACUGUUAAAAUUGGACGUCUGUCGGUACCUUUGUAUGGACGAGGCAGAUCGAAUGAUUGACGCAGGCUUCGAAGAGGAUAUUCGAACAAUUUUCUCAUAUUUCAAAGGGCAAAGACAAACGCUGCUUUUCUCUGCCACUAUGCCCAAGAAAAUUCAAAAUUUUGCCAAAUCUGCGCUCGUCAAGCCGGUUACGAUCAACGUAGGUCGAGCUGGAGCAGCUUCCAUGAACGUCACCCAGGACGUGGAAUAUGUCAAACAGGAAGCAAAGGUGGUAUACCUUUUGGAUUGUCUUCAGAAGACGCCGCCCCCGGUUCUGAUAUUCGCCGAAAAGAAGCAAGACGUCGAUGCCAUCCACGAGUACCUGCUUCUGAAGGGAGUAGAAGCAGUCGCCAUUCACGGUGGCAAAGAUCAAGAGGAACGGUAUCGCUCGGUGGAAGGAUUCCGAAACCAGGAGAAAGAUGUUCUCGUAGCGACGGACGUCGCUUCCAAGGGUCUUGAUUUCCCCGACGUGCAGCACGUAAUUAACUACGACAUGCCAGACGACAUCGAAAACUACGUCCACCGAAUCGGUCGUACCGGUCGAUCCAUCUCGAAGGGUCUCGCGACCACGUUCAUCAACAAAGCCACCGAACAGUUCGUGUUGCUCGAUUUGAAGCAUCUGCUGAUAGAGGCAAAGCAAAAGGUACCACCAUUCCUGGGCGAACUUUGCUCCGAGACGGAAAAGUACGCCGACCUGGGCGAUGGGUGCAGCUACUGCGGUGGUCUUGGCCAUCGGAUUACCGAGUGUCCCAAGCUGGAGGCUAUCCAGAGCAAACAGGCAUCCAACAUUGGACGGCGGGAUUAUCUGUCCAAUACGGCGGCGGAUUAUUAGAUGUAAGAUUAGAUGCUACCUCCCUCUCGGCAGAACGCCGUUUGGCGUAAAGUUAUUGGGCAUAUGUAUUUUUUUUUUUCAAACAGUAUUUGGCAUGAAAUAUACAGUAAAAAAGAAAAUAAUGAAUGCCAUUUUUCAUAACGGUCGUUUGGUGGUUACGCCAAAUGGCCAUUAAGCCAAUUGACCAUUAUGCCAAAAAGCUAUUUGGACGAAAACAAAAAAAAAAUGAUUGAGAACUAUUCUGCGCCGCGCGUCAAGUGAGGUGACUCGCUGUCACG
Molecule: messenger RNA, 2240 nt
Organism: Ochlerotatus camptorhynchus
Lineage: Eukaryota; Metazoa; Arthropoda; Insecta; Diptera; Culicidae
Gene: abs
Product: ATP-dependent RNA helicase abstrakt
Exons: 2
Coding region: 106-1962 (618 amino acids)
Biological process (GO): mRNA splicing, via spliceosome
Cellular component (GO): spliceosomal complex
Molecular function (GO): RNA binding; RNA helicase activity; ATP binding
Source: RefSeq, a predicted model, not a curated record